AGCACAAGCUUUUGUGUCGUACACCUGUCUCAGAUCGUCGCAAACCUUGAGAGGGAAAAGAAGGAUACCAUCUCGAAUCCAUUCGAUAUUGUUAUAAAGUUAUAAAAAUUACAAAACACGAGUGUUCGCGAAAUCCUUACCGCCGCGUCAAUUGGCUCAAUAAAACGCGCGAUGAACAAGUUUUGUUUGUAUCUUUUGUUACAAUUAUGCGUGCUGACCGCGUCUCAGAAGACGGCUUUAGACACACCGAUAAACUUAUACUUCUAUCGUCAAAUUCGUAAUUGGUUUUUCGAAAAUAUCGGUGUAAGAAAUGAGGGACGAUCAGCACGAAAUCAAAGAAAAUUUCAAAAGCAAGUUCCAACAGACGUUCCAUUUCCUUGUAACGUUACAGAUGGUAGAUCUCCCAAAGUUCCCGACUCAGUUCAUCAUCUGAGACCAGGUGACAUAGAUGUUAUUGCCGCAAUGGGCGAUUCUUUAACAGCCGGAGCUGGAAUUUUUGCAACUAAUUUAUUGGAGCUACCCAUUGAGAAUAGAGGUGCAUCAGCGAGUAUUGGUGGUCAAGGAACUUGGCGUACAUAUUUGACGCUUCCCAAUAUUUUCAAAGAAUUCAAUCCCAAAUUAAUAGGCUACGCACUUGGAGAUUCUCUGACUACUCAACCAGCUUCGCAGUUAGACGUUGCUGAAACUGGCGCAAUGUCCAGAGAUAUGCCAUUUAUGGCCAAACAUCUAAUCAAUAAAAUAAGAAAUGACCCGAGGAUAAAUAUGAAGAAACAUUGGAAGUUGAUUUUCUUGUUCAUUGGACACAAUGAUUUUUGUGCCGAUAUAUGUGCACUGCCUACUCCAUGGUCUGUUUUGGAUAACCACAAAACUGAUCUAAUUAAUACUCUUAGGAUAUUAAGAGACAAUAUACCCAGAACUUUCGUCGCUAUUCAGGUAAUACCUCACUUAAAGGAACUCGUUGCUACGCGUGAAGGAAGAAACUCUUUGAAAUGCUAUAUAAUGACUACCAUUGAAUGCUCAUGUUUAUUCGCUUUGCAAUUCAGAGAUCGAAGAGAGGAGUAUUAUGAAAUAAUAAAGAGGUGGCAACAAUUAGAAGAAGAAGUGGUUAAUUAUUCAGAAUUUCAUAGAAAUGACUUCACUGUAGUGAGCUUACCAACUCUGAAACACGCAAAGGUACCAAUUGCCAAGGAUGGAUUUGCUGAUUUGUCAUAUCUCUCAGCUGAUUGUUUUCACCUAAGUCAAAAAUCUAAUGCACUAUUGGCAAAUAAUCUAUGGAACAAUUUGCUAGAACCAGUUGGUAACAAGUCUUCCACUUGGACUCCACUAUACGAAAGAUUCUUGUGCCCCACCUCGGAAAGACCGUUCUUGAUGACACGUGAAAAUUCACAUAAUUUUUCCUACAUUAAAGACACGUCUCUAGUUUGAUAUUAUACAAUAGAAAUAAUAACCAUUGAAAUUUGGUAUAGUAGACACAAAGUGCCAUUUUAGUCCGCAUUAAAAUUUUUCUAAUAUAGUAAAUAUUUAUUUAUAAUUAUUAACAAAGCUAUUUUUCUAGAUAUCUCUGUUAUUGCAUGUGAUCUCAUCACGAACUUUAUUUAUUUCACAGCUGCACUUACUACUUUAUAUGUCAUACUAAUUUUCAUUAGCGUUCUAAUUUUUUAUUUUUUAAACACUUUGAUAUACACAAUAUAUGCUUUGAUAUACGCAGAAAAAAGAGUGUAAACGUCGAUGAAUUUUUAAAUUUCAAACGAAGGAUGAUUUUAAUAUUGUUUCCGAGAUACUCAAUGUGUGUUUGGGAUUUUGGAUGGUCCUCAGUUUACAGUACGGACGGCACAUUUGCUAUUUUUUGGGAAGUUGGACUUUUCCACACUAUCUAUUGUAAGGUUUACAAUUCGGACCGCGUCGAGAGAAUAAUUGACAUCCUAAGCACUUGACGGAUCCUCUCAACAGCAAAUCUCGUGACAUAAACCUCGAUACCAGAUGAAACUCGACAAUAGACCAAGGACGAUGGCAUCAACUGGACGUUACGCAAUGCUCACGACAAUUCGACAGUUACAGGAUUGGGCAGAAACGCGUUCCCACUUCAUAGGAAAUGUUGACUAAAACACACCCCCUAGACUGACAGUUAGCCUUUAACGCUCCAAAUGUGCCUCUCAAGCACUGUAGACAAAGCAUCAACACAUUGUUUCCUGAGAAAAUCGUUGAAGUGGUGGCGGAAAUUGUUCUUUUGGGAAUUAGAAACAAGCGUAAUAAAUGCUUAUAUACUUUACAAGAUUUCUCAGGAAAGGAAAGGAGAAAGUAUGAUGUGAAUAAGUUGGAGUUGCCGGUCGAUAUUCACAAUUAAAAGUCGGAGCGUUAAGAGUUAGAAUAUAAGCACCAGGCGCUUCAAGAGACAACAGAUUUAUCACACACACGCCCACGUUUAAACUCUGUUAUUUACAAUUCAUAUUCUCCCGUUUAUGCUAAAUAGUUCAAACAAACCUACUAAACACAAGCUUACUUACUAAGAAACUUACUAAGAAAUUUAUUAAGAAACAAACUGAUCUCACACCGAAACGUAAGUCGCACACUUGUUUUUUGAGUCACCUUUAUAAAUCUCCCUCAUAUUCUUGCUUAAAUUAUCGAAGCCAUAAUUCACGCGAGUCUAUCAUGGCUCCUAAUCAAGAAGAACGCAUUAAAAUUUUAAAACUGCAACCCGUAGCGUACAAGAUAGAAUUAGAAUAGUUUCAAGCGGUACUUGAUACCUAUAGUGAAGGAGCGUCAGCAACAAUCAUUCGGGUUUAUUUGGAAG
Molecule: messenger RNA, 2791 nt
Organism: Bombus impatiens (common eastern bumble bee)
Lineage: Eukaryota; Metazoa; Arthropoda; Insecta; Hymenoptera; Apidae
Product: phospholipase B1, membrane-associated-like
Exons: 7
Coding region: 172-1425 (417 amino acids)
Biological process (GO): phospholipid metabolic process
Molecular function (GO): glycerophospholipase activity
Source: RefSeq, a predicted model, not a curated record